GUUACAAGUUUAGUCGUCGCCCUGCAGUCGCAGCAUGCUGUGCAGUCGAAGAGAGUUGUGCAUUCAAUUGCUUGUUGCUGCCUUGAUUAUCUCAAGUUAUUGUACGGGGAAAAUUGUCUUGGAUAUGGAGCAGUCGCGACCGCUGGAUAUGGAAGACUAUUGUCGAACACUGGACAUAUUGCAGCCAGAAUACGAGCAAAGGAAUUGUGCUCAGAUCUUAGCGGAAGAGAAGGAGCUGACGAUGACCAGUGAACUGUUGAUGGACACCGAUCAGCGUUGCUGGUGGGGAUGGGAGCUCUUUGGACGACGUUGCCGCAAACGCGUUUAACUUAUAUCAUCGCUUAACUGUUGCAGCUCUUUGAGCCAUUGUACUUUUAGGAUUAAAUAAGAAUAUGUGGGAAAAUACAGCAACAGACUUUGAAAUCGGCUUAAAGCAGCUCAAAAUCUGGGCCACACUUGACAAGAGUUUGUCUCACACACAAAAGGCAGUUGACUGAGGCAUUGACUGACUGGCUGACUGCCUGACAGGCAGAGAGAAAACUUCUACGGUUAAUGCCAUAAAACUGAACUGGCAACAUGC
Messenger RNA from Drosophila albomicans, 580 nucleotides. RefSeq lists its product as uncharacterized. The record is from RefSeq and is a predicted model, not a curated record. The transcript has a single exon. The coding region runs from base 35 to 328 and encodes 97 amino acids. Lineage: Eukaryota; Metazoa; Arthropoda; Insecta; Diptera; Drosophilidae.